AUGGAAUCAACCCAGCAGGUCACCGCGCCAGCUGCUGAACUGUUGGAUCUCAAAAAUCCAGCAUUGCUAGUGACAUCAGGAUUGAUCAAUGGUCAAGAAAUAAAGGGGGCUGAAGGCAAGACAUUCCCUGUGAUAGAGCCAUCAAGUGCAACAGUGCUUGCCCAUUGUGCAGACCUGUCAAAGGAACAUAUCAUAGCGGCCAUCGAGGCCGCCGAUAAAGGAUAUGUCACGUACUAUGAGACUACCACCGCAAGGGAACGAGGGCUAUUCUUGAAAAAGUUCUACCACCUAAUGCUUGACAAUGCAGACGACUUGGCCAGAAUCCUUUCCCUAGAGAACGGGAAGACAAUCGCCGAGGCAGGAGGAGAAAUCAACUAUGCUGCCUCGUUCGUUUCCUGGUUUGCCGAAGAAGCGACUCGCGCAUACGGAGACACCAUCCCUUCAUCUUACGCGUACACAGAGGUUUUCACCUUGAAAGAACCGGUGGGAGUGUGUGGUAUUAUCACUCCUUGGAAUUUCCCUGCUGCCAUGAUUACUCGAAAGAUCGCCCCCGCCCUGGCUGCAGGUUGUUCAGUGGUUAUCAAACCUCCUCGAGAGACUCCUUUCAGCGCACUUGCCUUGGGCAAACUGGCUAUAGCUGCGGGUAUUCCAGCUGACUGCAUCCACAUUGUUCCCACGAGCGACCGGCAAGCAGCCUCGGAGUUAGCGGCAAAUGCCAAAGUCAAGAAACUCAGCUUCACUGGCUCGACUGGGGUUGGUAAAACACUGACGACGCUAGCCGCUCAAACAAUGAAACGGGUCAGCAUGGAACUCGGAGGCAAUGCUCCGUUCAUUGUAUUUGAAGAUGCGAAUCUGGACCAAGCAGUUGCGGGAGUAAUGGUCUGCAAAUUUCGUUCGUCGGGCCAGACUUGCGUGUGCGCAAACCGCAUCCUUGUCCACGAAAAUGUACAGGAAGCGUUUAUCGCAAAGCUUAUCCAGAAGGUUCGAACCCUCAAGCUUGGAAGAGGUAUAGACAUCGACACUACACAAGGACCCUUAGUCAACGCCGCCGCUGUCAAGAAAGUCGCGGAGCAUGUUCAGGAUGCAAUUGCCAAAGGGGCAAUUUUGCACACUGGGGGCAAGUCACCAAGUAACUUGUCGGGAUUCUUUUAUGAGCCGACGGUCAUCAGUGGCGUAACGCCUGACAUGACUGUCGCUUAUGAGGAGACUUUUGGGCCGCUAGCGGCUAUCUUCAGCUUCAAAAGUGAACAGGAGGCAGUGGACUUGGCCAAUGCUACUGAAUUCGGUCUAGCUGGAUACUUCUUUAGUGAGAAUGUUGGGCGUGUUAUGAGAGUGGCGCGCCGACUUGAGUGUGGUAUGGUUGGCGUGAACACAGGACUUAUCAGCGCUGCAGAGUCGCCUUUCGGCGGCAUCAAAGAGAGUGGAUUGGGGAGAGAAGGCAGCAAGUAUGGCUUGCAAGAGUACCAGAACAUUAAGAGUGUCACUCUUGGCAAUUUGCAGGCUUGA
Messenger RNA from Aspergillus thermomutatus, 1506 nucleotides. Its product is annotated as NAD-dependent succinate-semialdehyde dehydrogenase. The record is from RefSeq and is a predicted model, not a curated record. The coding region runs from base 1 to 1506 and encodes 501 amino acids. The transcript is spliced from 3 exons. Lineage: Eukaryota; Fungi; Ascomycota; Eurotiomycetes; Eurotiales; Aspergillaceae. Gene Ontology annotation, molecular function: succinate-semialdehyde dehydrogenase (NAD+) activity.